This is a messenger RNA of Hyaena hyaena (striped hyena), 6450 nucleotides long. RefSeq names its product G protein-coupled receptor 17 (gene GPR17). Gene Ontology annotation, cellular component: membrane. The coding region runs from base 1099 to 2118 and encodes 339 amino acids. Gene Ontology annotation, biological process: positive regulation of Rho protein signal transduction; phospholipase C-activating G protein-coupled receptor signaling pathway. Lineage: Eukaryota; Metazoa; Chordata; Mammalia; Carnivora; Hyaenidae. Gene Ontology annotation, molecular function: G protein-coupled receptor activity. The transcript is spliced from 2 exons. The record is from RefSeq and is a predicted model, not a curated record.
GAGUUGUGCAGAAAACAAAUGGCAGUUACUUCCCAGUGAUAGCUAUGGACAUUUUUUAAGGUUUUAACUAAAAAAUAGAAGUCUUUUGAGAUGAGGCAUGAUACAGAUGUGUCAUCUGGGUUCCCUCAUCACCAGAUGUGUGAUCUGGGGAAAGACAGGGAGACACAGGCUUCGCCAGCUCUGUGUCAGGAGCAGCCAGCCCCACAUGCAAGCCACCCCCCACUCCGGGCUCCAGCCACCCCCAGGGGACACUCAGGGGCCCGCAGGCCUUGGGCAGCGGUGACCCUGUUCACAGACCCUCUGUCCAGAGGAGGCGCCUGCACAGGUAGAGGGUAGGCCUCGCUGGUUGAGAGUGUCCCCACGGGCACAGACAGCACUCUAUUAUGAGGCAGCUGCAGCUGUGCCCCGCUCAGGAUAAAGGCCAUGAUUUAUUCCGCACGUCCGAACGGAGCCUAAUUAUACGGGGCAAGACACAAGGACCCUAUAGCAAGUGUCCUGAAAGACUCCCCUCUCAUUCGACCAAACAAGCCUCCUCAGGCUCCCACCCUCUCCAUUCACAGGACCCCCUCCACUGUCACCAGGGCAGGCGCGGGAGCCCAGGCCCGUUGCCAUGGUGGCCAGCCCCUCCCUGCCCCCCAUCGGUAGGAAAUGAUCCUGUGCUGAAACGUCCUCUUGUCUGUCAGUGCCAGCCAGUCCCCCCACCCCGCCCAGCCCGCGCCCACUCCACGGCUCCGAACACAGUCACACACUCGGUCUCUGUGACGCUCAGUGGCCGGGCCGGGGGGCGGGCGUUUUGGGGGGGGGCACGCGGGCUGGGACACACUGGAAUAUUCACGGCCCAGGGGCAGCAGAGGCGGCCGUAGGAGUGGCCCACCACACAAGGCCCCCCUCGGGAAUGAAGCGGCCUUUCACGUCCACGGACGCUGCGGCCUCUCUGCUCUCCUUAAAUAGCCGGCCUCCCUCCGCAGCUGCACGGAGCCCACCGCCCGCACCGCUGCCCCCUGGCCACAGCCCACCCGCCACCCCGCAGCCCUCCUGUCCCUGCGCCUGGACCCGGCAGUGAGAGGCUCGUCCCCCAGCUCUGCUUCCGGCUGAAGCAUGAAUGGCCUGGAGGUGGCCUCCCCGGGUGUGACCGCCAACUCCUCCCUGGCCACCGCACAGCAAUGUGGCCAGGAGACGCCGCUCGAGAACGUCCUCUUCGCCUCCUUCUACCUCCUGGACUUCAUCCUGGCUUUUGUUGGCAACGCCCUGGCCCUGUGGCUUUUCAUAUGGGACCACAAGUCAGGUACCCCUGCCAACGUCUUCUUGAUGCACCUGGCCGUGGCCGACUUGUCCUGUGUGCUGGUCCUGCCCACCCGCCUCGUCUACCACUUCUCUGGGAACCACUGGCCGUUCGGGGAAAUCCCGUGCCGCCUCACCGGCUUCCUCUUCUACCUCAACAUGUACGCCAGCAUCUACUUCCUCACCUGCAUCAGCGCUGACCGCUUCCUGGCCAUCGUGCACCCCGUCAAGUCCCUCAAGCUCCGCAGGCCCCUCUACGCACACCUGGCCUGUGCCUUCCUCUGGGUGGUGGUGGCCGUGGCCAUGGCCCCGCUGCUGGUGAGCCCACAGACCGUGCAGACCAACCACACAGUCGUCUGCCUGCAGCUGUAUCGGGAGAAGGCCUCCCACCACGCCUUCGUGUCCCUGGCUGUGGCCUUCACCUUCCCGUUUGUCACCACCGUCACCUGCUACCUGCUGAUCAUCCGCAGCCUGCGGCAGGGCCCGCGCGUGGAGAAGCGCCUCAAGAACAAGGCGGUCCGCAUGAUCGCCAUGGUGCUGGCCAUCUUCCUGGUCUGCUUCGUGCCCUACCACGUGCACCGCUCAGUCUACGUGCUGCACUCCCAUGGCAGUGGCACCUCCUGCGCUGCCCAGCGCAUCCUGGCCCUUGGAAACCGCAUCACCUCCUGCCUCACCAGCCUCAACGGGGCACUCGACCCGGUCAUGUACUUCUUCGUGGCCGAGAAGUUCCGGGAUGCCCUGUGUAACUUGAUCUGUGGCAAAAGGCUCUCCGGGCCACCCCCCAGCUUUGAGGGGAAAACCAACGAGAGCUCCCUGAGUGCCAGGUCAGAGCUGUGAGCCCCAGGACGCCGCGCCUGGGCCCAGUCCAGUCUGUCCUCAGGGGGACCCCUGCAUCAGGGCGCAAGCCACCCAGACUCGUGAAGGAGAGGUCCACCUGCUCCCUAGCGGGUCGCUGCCGCUCUCCCCAAGGGGGAAACUCGGCACCCAGCACCAGUUCUGUCUUACCUGACAUGCAAACCCCAGCAGGACCAGUGGGCCACCCCUAUGGCCGAGGCCAUGUUGAGCCUACUCACCUAAGUUACUAGACGCUCAAUGACUUCAGCCCGUGGCGAGGAGGCCGGAGGAACAGCUCUUGGACCAUGAGCAUCCUUCUUUCCCAAGGGCUGUUGGCUAGACUCCCAGCCUCCCUCCCACAAGAAACAGCAGCAAAACUCUACAGAGAGCCCAGAAGGCAGCUGUGAGCGACUCAGGAGAAGGGGGUGCAGGACUCCUGGGGGAGGGGGAAGGAGGGGUGGGUAGAUGUUUCCUUUGAAGCACAUGGUGCUUUGAGUUCCCUGGGUGUCACCUUUGCCAGGUGAUCUCUACGUUUAGGGGACAGGGACUGUUAACUCAUAACUGAGUGUUGUGAGUACAUUUCAGGCUGGCCACCAGGCAGGAUCCAACAAAUGUGGCCUGUGGGGCCAGCAGCACAGUGCCAGGCUCCUGACCCCUCCCGCUGUGACCCGCAUGCAGACCUGCACGUGGCCUGGCGAUCCCAGAACCUCUGGGCAGCUGCCCGGUCCCAUUUGGGUCCUGGGCCAGCACACAGCAUGGGUACAGUCACAGCUCGAGGACACCACCAGCAGGGAGCCGGCACCUGGCACGUGACCCUUGCUCCCACUAACCCAGACCAACAGGUGUGUCCUUAGCCCUGCUCCCCCCAAGGGGCUCCACUGGCCUCAGUGGGCCAGCCUGGGAGCCGUUUCCUCCAGAGCACGGCCCCUACCACCCUUGCGGGUCCCUAUUUGUGCCACACGUAAACAUCAGCGUCCUUUAAGAUUCUGAAGGUCACUGUGCUGGGUCAACAAAAGUCCCUUCCGGAAUGCCUCCUCCCUUCGACCCCAGGGUGGCAAAGCGGAAGUGAAGGCAGGAGUGGCCAGGCAGCACGCGCUUCUCUGCCCCUGGUUCUGAAACCCCCGCAGGCCUGGCCCACGUGGAUGCUGAGGCUCUGGCCCGGCCUGGAGGGUCUGCAUGGGGGCCACACUUCCUUUACAGCAGUGCUUUACUUCCCUGAGCAUGCCCAGCCUCUCCGGGCCUCCCCAGCCCGUCCUGCGGCACAGGGCUCAGUGUGCACUGUAGCUCAGAGAGAGGACGCGCUCGGGCCCACACCUGGUGGGCGAGGACCCCGGAUCAGCAGGGGACCCCCGUGACACUCCUGCUAAGUGCUCUGCAGACACCAACAUUGGGAACAGGGGCCGCAAACAGGGGACAUCACUACAGGUGGCCCCAGAGCGAGCGGCGGCAGAGGACGGAGGGGGACAGGUACUCAGGCAGGAGAGGGUGGGGGAGUCAGAGACAGCUGGGGUGGGUGCACGGGGAGGAGACACCAGCGUUUGGAGGGGCCUGUUGCAUUUGGGAGACUUGGCGGACACCAAGAGGUUGGUGCGUGGGCAGCUGAGAAUGUGAGGGACAGGGGCGCUGCGGUGUGGAUCUCAGUUGUCCAGCACUGCAUGCCAUUCGCGGCUCUGGGGCUUUGGACAGACACGAGGGCCAUGCGCCGAGCCUCAAAAGAGGCGCCAUGGAGAGGCCGGUGGGAGGAGGGAAGUCAGAAGAGUAGAGGGAGCGGCGCAGCCAUGAGGCAGAAGGAAGGCAUGAGACACAGGUCCCGGACCCAGAGGGGAGGCAUUCCAGCAGGGAGGAGAUGCUGAGGGAGCCUGCUGAGAGGCCUGGCCAGAUGGACAGUGGGGGGCGUGGGGGGCAGUGGGAGGGGGCAGCGGGAGGGGCCAGCAGGGGCCGGCUAGAGCUGGAGGACAGCUCUGGGGGAAAGCGAAGACUGAAGCCCACAGCCCCUUGGGAGACUGAGGGGGGAGGAGCCAGGACAGGGAGGGGAGCUGAGAUAGGAGAUGCACAGGUGCAGGGAGAGGGGGGAGCCUCCCCCUUCCCCUCCCCCUCGGGAGGGUGCAGAGACAGCUGGGGGAGAACAGAGCCAGGCUUCCUGGAAGGUGGGAACUUGAUCUCCCAAGUCAAGAAAUCUGAAUGUAAGAGUAAAUUUGGGCCCCGUGGUUGUGUGAUUUCUCUCCAGCGACAUUCAGCCCUGAGUACACAGAAGGAGGUAGACAUUCGGGGUCAGCGGCAUGGGCUAGCCAGGCAGCAGUGACAGCCCAAAGCUCCUCACCCAGCCACUGCAUGUGAUGGCUCCUGCUUCCACCACCUUCCUCCUUUCUGCCUAUUGUCGGCUGCUCCGGAAGCACCCCCAGGCCUGGGCAGGCCCUGCCUCGUCGCCCCCUACUCUCUCCAGCCCCAGCCCCAGCCCGCCCCUGUAAACCAGGGGACACAGCACACGGGCACAGGCCACACCACCUGGGGCAGGUGGUGAGUGGUGUCUGGGCUGGCCCGCCUCACCUGCCCGCGUUCUUCACGAAGCCCAGGUCAGCCAGCUCGAUGUCGCACAGCUCGCAGCGGAAGCACCCAGGGUGCCAGUUGUUGUUCAUGGCCUUGAUGACGCGGCCGAUGAUAAACUCACCUGGAAGAGAUGGGUCCCUGCUUGCCAGGGCAGGCAUGCGCCUCACCCCCACUCCGCAGCCCCCUCCCAAGCCCUGCCUAUGCCUGAUGGAUGUCGUGCUCCCCUGAGACUGGCUGGUCCCCAGCUUCCCUCCCAGAGCCUGGAAAGGCGAUGCCUGCAGACAACUAACGCUCAUGGAGGCAGGGUGCAGGGCGGUCAGGGAGGAGCACCUGUGCUCAGGUCCACCUGCCCCACCCAGGUGUGCUGCACCCCUCUUACCGCAGGAGCCACAGCAUGGAGCAAAGAGCAUCUGGAAGUCGUGUUCGCAGUACUUCCGGCCUUCGAACUGCAAAUGGGCCAGCAGGGAAAGUUCAAGCAAACCCCAUCAUUCUCCCCAAGCUGGCCGGUCUCUGUUGGGUCAGGACCCACCCUUGGGCAGGCUGGACAAGCAUCCUGACUUGUGCAAUUGCUACCACCACAGGAAGCAGGGUGGGGGUGGAGGAGGAGGCUUCCUGGAGGAGAUGGUAAGGAGCUGAAAGACCCGCAGGGGUGGGGGUGCUGAAAGGAGGGCAUUCUGGAUGGAGGGAGCAGCAGGGGCAAGGCCUGGAGAUGGAGGGAACUGGCGCAUUCAACAGGGCAGGGCGGAGGGUAAGUGAGGGGUGGCACAGAAGCUGGGAACUGGGCAAGGCUGGUCCUCAAAGGGCUGCUGCUGUUUCCACAAGACCUUGGUCCUGGGAGGGAGCCGAGGGCUGGGAUCAAGUCUGAUUUAUAAAUGUCACUUGGCCCUAUUUCCUGCAUGUUUUCUCUGUGUGAGAAGUCCAUUUCCCCCAGAGGCCACAAGAGACCCAGAGAGGAGACACAGCAGGAGAGACACAGGAAAACAUGGGGCCUGAGGGGCACCCUAAGUCCUGCAGCCAGCAGGAGCCACCAGCCAUUGCCCCCGUCUGCCUCAGCAAUGACAGCCCAGCUCUGGCCCCAAAUGUGGCCAGACCCUGUCUCUGCUUUCUCCUCCCUUGGCAAUUUCAUUUUUUUUUUUUAAUCUGGUUUGCCUUCUUUUCUGAAAUGAGUUUCUUACUAAGCUGUGACUGGAUAUAGCCCUAGCCAGUGGCUUGUAGAGGCGGCAGGCGUAAAAUUCAUUCAGCAACAAAUAUUUCCUGAGUGCCUACUGUGUGCCAGGCUCUGUUCUAGACACAUGGCCACUGCUCUCGGAGCUCUGCCUCCCUCCCACUGCCUCUACAGUGGGCCAGCCUUUCCCAGGAGACUGGAAGGCGCCACGAGGAACAGCUCCUCCCCCACCGCCAGAGGCGCUCUUGAACCCCUUCCCCUGCCAGUCCAGUCAGCUGUACCUUUGACGUCUCUGCAGCCUCUGGCCCCUGGUCCCCACCUCCACUGCAACCACCUGGGGUACAUGUUUACCAACCAGCCCUUUGGGAGAUGGGGUCUGGUCUGCAGAGUUUGCCCGUUUCUAUGGUGUAAAUAUUUCCAUCAUGGACAAAUGUCAAGCUACCAACAUGAGAUCAGUGUGCAGUUAACACAUGCGCAGUAGCAUCGCGGGACUCUUUCCACCAGCAAGAUCAGUAGACAAAUAACCUCAAAGGCACAGGUGACAGUAACAUGUAAUAAAAUAACUAGGAAGUGGUGAGUUCUGAGUAUGUGUUACCUUUGUUUUUAAUAAAAUUUUAUCUCCU